Vespula vulgaris is the source of this 3305-nucleotide messenger RNA. RefSeq names its product dentin sialophosphoprotein-like. NCBI's taxonomy places the organism in Eukaryota, Metazoa, Arthropoda, Insecta, Hymenoptera, Vespidae. The record is from RefSeq and is a predicted model, not a curated record. The coding region runs from base 289 to 3165 and encodes 958 amino acids. The transcript is spliced from 3 exons.
UGCAUUUAUUUUAAGAUAUAGAUACGUUAAGUCAUUAACAAGGACGAAGAAAUUAAGCAUAUCACUAAAAAAGGUACAAAUUCAGUAGACAGAAGCAAUAUAUUUACUUCGACUUAACAAUUAUUUUAAAAUCGUCUUAUCAGUAAGAUAAACCAAAAAAGAGUAUUUUAAAUGCCCGGAAAGAAAUAAAUAAUCAGGAAAUUCCUCGACUUCAUUGCAUUUUUCCUUUACGAGCCACUGUAGACGGUUUAGAAAUAACGAAAGUGGAAAGAGAGGACAGUUUCGAAGAUGGGGAAGUUAAUAUGUACAUUUCUAUUCUUAAUUAUUUCAACGAAUCUCGUAUUGGGUCGUUAUACGACAUAUCAAGACAAUUUUGCGUUGAACUCGGCUGUAAAUGAAGAUCCGAAUAGUGAUCCGCAUAAUGGAAAUGUAUUGGACGGCAAUCAUAAUUCAAAUAUUGAUGAUAGCAAAUUAGAUGAUAGCAAAGUAAAAAAAGUUGAUGAAUCUAAGGAAAAUGAUGAAGACGCAAAAAAGAAUAUUAUACAUUUUCCUAAUGAUAAGGGCGGAGUAUCAGGAGAGAAAAAUAAUGGAAACUCCAAGGAAGGCUCUAUAUUUCAUGACAUUUUAGGCAAUAAAUUACAAAACUCCAAAGAAGACAAUACCGAAUCAGAUAAUUUAAAAGAAUUGGAAAAUGAUAACUCCAAGAAAGAUUCUAUAUCACAUGGUCUGUUACAUCACAUAUUUGGUCACUCCAAGACAGACUCUUCAUCACAUGGUCUGUUAGACCACAUAUUUGAUCACUCCAAAACAGACUCUCCAUCACAUGGUCUGUUAGACCACAUAUUUGGUCACUCCAAGGAAAGCAAUACAGAAUCAGAUAAUUCAAAAAAAUCAGGAAAUGGUAACUCCAAGGAAGGCAGCUCAGAAGAUAACAAUAAUUCCAAAAACAACGAUAGUUCAGAGAACAGCAAUGAAUCUAAACACAAAGGCAGUUCUGAAAAGAAUAAUGAUUCUAAACACAAAGACAAUUCAGAAAACAAUAAUGGGUCUAAACAAAAAGGCAGUUCAGGAAAAAUCAUUGGUUCUAAACAAAAAAGUAAUUCAGGAAACAGCAAUGAAUCUAAAGAUAACAACAGUUCAGAAAACAGCAAUAACUCUAAAGACAACAACAGUUCAGAAAGCAGUAAUGAAUCUAAAGACAAUGAGAGUUCAGAAAACAGCCAUGACUCUAAACACAAAGGCAGUUCAGCAAACAAUAAUGGCUCUAAACAGAAAGGCAAUUCAGGAAAAAGCCAUAGCUCUAAACAGAAAAGUAAUUUAAGAAACAGCAAUGACUCUAAACAAAAAGAUAGUUCAGAAGACAGCAAUGAAUCUAAAGACAAUGAGAGUUCACAGAACAGCAAUGAAUCUAAACACAAAGGCAGUUCUGAAAAGAAUAAUGAUUCUAAACACAAAGACAAUUCAGAAAACAAUAAUGGGUCUAAACAAAAAGGCAGUUCAGGAAAAAUCAUUGGUUCUAAACAAAAAAGUAAUUCAGGAAACAGCAAUGAAUCUAAAGAUAACAACAGUUCAGAAAACAGCAAUAAUUCUAAAGACAACAGUUCAGAAGGCAGUAAUGAAUCUAAAGAUAAUGAGAGUUCAGAAAACAGCCAUGACUCUAAACACAAAGGCAGUUCAGCAAACAAUAAUGGUUCUAAACAGAAAGGCAAUUCAGGAAAGAGCCAUAGCUCUAAACGAAAAGGUAAUUCAGGAAAUAGCAAUGACUCUAAAGAUAAUAACAGUUCAGAAGACAACAAUAACUCUAAAGACAACAGUUCAGAAGGCAGUAAUGAAUCUAAAAACAAUGAGAGUUCAGAAAACAGCCAUGACUCUAAACACAAAGGCAGUUCAGCAAACAAUAAUGGCUCUAAACAGAAAGGCAAUUCAGGAAAGAGCCAUAGCUCUAAACAAAAAGGUAAUUCAGGAAAUAGCAAUGACUCUAAAGAUAAUAACAGUUCAGAAGACAACAAUAACUCUAAAGACAACAGUUCAGAAGGCAGUAAUGAAUCUAAAAACAAUGAGAGUUCAGAAAACAGCCAUGACUCUAAACACAAAGGCAGUUCAGCAAACAAUAAUGGCUCUAAACAGAAAGGCAAUUCAGGAAAGAGCCAUAGCUCUAAACAAAAAGGUAAUUCAGGAAAUAGCAAUGACUCUAAAGAUAAUAACAGUUCAGAAGACAGCAAUAACUCUAAAGACAACAACAGUUCAGAAGGCAGUAAUGAAUCUAAAAACAAUGAGAGUUCAGAUAACAGCCAUGACUCUAAACACAAAGGCAGUUCAGCAAACAAUAAUGGCUCUAAACAGAAAGGCAAUUCAGAAAAGAGCCAUAGCUCUAAACAGAAAGGUAAUUUAAGAAACAGCAAUGACUCUAAAGAUAACAACAGUUCAGAAGACAGCAAUGAAUCUGAAAACAAUGACUCUGAACACAAAGGUAGUUCAGCAAACAACAAUGGCUCUAAACAGAAAGGUAGUUCAGGAAAGAGCAAUGGCUCUAAACGAAAAGAUAGUUCAGAAAACAUCAAUGAUUCUAAAGACAACAACAAUUCAGAAGACAGCAAUGAAUCUAAAGACAAUGACAAUUCAGAAAACAGCAAUGAAUUUAAACACAAAUGCGGAUCAAGAAAUAGCAAUGACUAUAGAAACCACGACAGUUCAGAAGAUGAUAAAAAUUCUAAGAACCACGGUAGUUCUUCCAAACACACCAAUAAAAAACAUAAAAGAAGUGAAGAUAGUAACAAAUCGGGAUCAUCUGAUAAUUCCAGCAGUCAUAACAAUAAUGAUGGGGUUAGCUUAACGGAAACAGGACAAAAUGAAUCUCUGCUUACAUUUGUAGAGAAUCUCUUGUCCACCAUAUUAAAGUUUGUAUAUAAUCUACUGUCCUUCAUACUAAGUCCUAUAACUGGCUUGGUCACAUCGAUUUUUAAUUUCCUAAUUCGUAUACCAAUUCUAGGAAGCUUACUUAAAGGAAUUAUUUCUCUUGUAGAAGACAUACUCUCUCUACCUGAAUCCUUAUUAGAAACUAUAUUCAAUCUUAUUGGACAUAUAAUUCAUUUCAUUUUUAAUUUGUUAUCAAGCAUUUUGAAGCAAGUUUUAAACAUACCCGGAGACUUAAUAUCAUUGCUUUGACAUUUAAUACUUUGUUUCUAAUUAAUAAUCGACAACGUGUAAUGUCUUAUAUCUAAAUAUUAUAUAAAUAUUAUAUAUAAAAACAUUAACCAAAAUUAUGCAACGAAAUAUAAUGAAUGAAUAAAUUAUUUGUAUUAAUA